This is a messenger RNA of Symbiodinium pilosum, 807 nucleotides long. Lineage: Eukaryota; Dinophyceae; Suessiales; Symbiodiniaceae. The record is from the annotation of a GenBank genome assembly.
AUGUUCAAGCUCGUCCUUGCCGGCUUGGCGGUAGCCCUCUUCCAGGGGGCGGUGUCCCAAGAAAUCCCGAAGGCGUUGCGCGGAGGCAGGCGCCUAGAGGACGCCUCGGAGACCCCAGCCGCGACACCGGCCGAGACCCCUGAAGCAACCUCAGCUGAGACCCCUGCAGCGACCCCAGCCGAGACCCCAGCGGAGACUCCAGCCGAGACGCCGGCAGAGACACCCGCUGAGACACCCGCCGAGACGCCGGCGGAGACGCCAGCCGAGGAAGAUGGAGGGCUGACGCAGUGGGAGCUGAACGAGCUGAACCGCGAGUUCAUCACCGCAGUCAGGUUGCAUGACUACGACAAGGCGGAGACGCUGCUCACUGAUGGCGCGGACAUUGAUGACGUGACCUUCAGCGGACCUCGCUGGACCCCACUGGCAGAUGCUUGCGUCGGGCGUGACAAUGCUAGGGCGCUCUGGCUGCUCGAGAAGGGAGCGGACCCAGACUUUGCCGACAAUCGUGGUCGCACCCCGCUCUACCAUGCCGUCCACUACGAGAUGCAUGAUGUUGUGGAGGAGAUGCUCAAGACGGCCAAGAAUCUCUCACCGCACGACGGCGACGGGGUGGACAUGCUGACGAGGGCAGUCUGGCAGAACGAUGCCGCGAUGGUGGAGAUGCUGUUGGAAGCCGGGGCCGAAUCUCGUGUCGCAACAGGUGCGGCUGUGAACGCCAUCUGGGAGAUCCAGACACUCUUCGGCUACACCUCCACCGUUGCACCUCUCGCCACGGAGGCCCCAGCUGAGACGCCCAUCAUCCCGUGA